Messenger RNA from Durusdinium trenchii, 3379 nucleotides. The record is from the annotation of a GenBank genome assembly. Lineage: Eukaryota; Dinophyceae; Suessiales; Symbiodiniaceae.
CUGACAUCAACUUUGCAACAUUUGAUUUGUAUGCCAUGGCAGAAGGCUAUUCAGAGCGAGAUCCCACCAAGGAGAAUGCAAUGCUAUGUCGCAUCCUCUCAGCAGACUUGGCUUCUAAAGAGCUGGCCGAGCUAGCCGCUGAGUUGGAUGCAGAGUCCAAGCCACGCCUGCUGAAUGUAGAGACUGUUGAGCGCGUGCUCAUGGCCAAGCUCUCCGCUCGAGCUUUGCUGGCGGAAAAAUUGAAGUUUUUGAGGGAAUGCUCCAAAGCUUGCGAGGAGGCGCGGCGUGAUGCUCGGUACCCUCCAGCAGUUUUGCAGCAACUUCCCAAGGUGCAUCAGAUGAUUGGCAACUAUGGGUCUUUGAGUAUGACCUGCACCGAAUUGUUUGGCCAUGACUCUGUGCCGCCUGACCAGGCAAGUGCUUGCCUGCAAUCCAUGCUUGAGCGGCGCGAACUGACUAUUUUCCUUCUUGAUGCUAUGGCAAAUGCCAUGGAGGAACCAGAUCAGAUUGCUGCCAUCUUCGGGCCAUUCUUGAACCAGGCUUGCUUCCGCCUGAAAGGCCGGAACUUGGUGGAUCAGAAGCUGGAGGAGUUCCGACUAAUAGCAGAUGUCAGCGCAACGAAGGGGCCCUUGGCAAAGCUCUUGGUGACCUUGCCGGCUUUCCGACCAUCCACGGUGCAGGCUGCACCGAAUCCGUUCCUUGGCAUGAUGGCAGGUGCCUCUGGUGCCGUGCCACAGCCUGGCAUGGGAUGGAGGCUUCAAUCGGAGAGUCUUUUUGGUUGGAUAUUGUCGCCAACUUGCAUUGACACAGCUUUGUACAAGGAACAGAGCGCCCGUUCAGUGCAUUUCUCCCGUGGCCUUGCAUCCCGAAGCCGGGCCUCAGUCGAGUCUGUUCAAAGAUUGCUUCGGGACACAGUGCAGGAGGUGCUUCGGCAGGGGAGUAGCAUCGUGGCACCACUACUUCGUGCUGGCGAGGCCAGCAGAAACGCCGUGGUGGGCUGGUUUGCAGCUUUGGUCACUGGUUCACAAGCGAGGACGAAAAGCGCCAACAUGAUGGACCAGGGUCAAGGACCCCAAGGAUUUCUGUCCAUGCUUGAAAAUGCGCCGGUUCCUCUCGAGAUGCAGAUGCAAAUGCAAAUCAUGAAGGCCCAAACGUCUGGAUUUGCAACAUCUGGACUUUGUGUGAACAGUUUCUGGGCCAUUUUAGAGCUGGUGAAGCCCAUCAAGCUUCCUCAGGUCACCACGCUGGAACCAUUCUACUUGCUGAGAGAAGGUCCCCACGAUAAGGAGGUCAUUGGCGGCUUCUUAGAAGAGCCGCGCUUUGGAGAGACCUCAGAGGUUGAGGCCACCAAAGAGUAUGCCACAUCGAAGGGUCAUCUGAAAGAUCCCUCCAAGUUUCCAGCUCAAAUCUUUUGGCUGGCGAUACGAGCCUUCCACGUGCUUUGCGUGCCUGUGAUGAAGGAAAACCUUUGCAUGGUCGCAGCAGCUGGUUUCUUUCAGCAGAAAAAUCCGGCCGUGAUGGAGACUGCACUGGGCGAGCACUUGGUAUAUGAAGCAAUCCUUGGCAGCAGCGCCUUCCUAGGUGACUUGGGGACCUUCCUGAACUUGGUCAUGGCCUUUUGCUUGGGAGCGGCCUUUCCUGAGAAAGCAGCAGAAUUUGCAGCCGGCAAAGUUCUCGGCUCUGUGCUAACAGAGGAGGUGUCUCCUCAAUGGUUAGUUCUACCGUCCUGCAUCCUGGAGGACAUCGUAGAGGUCUUGGAGAUUGUGACGAGCAUUCAGCCGCCAGGGAAAGGUCCAUCAGAGUUAUUCCUGCAUCUGGACGCGCAGCUUUUGCUGCUAUUGGUCACCUUCAUCCUUGGCAAUGGCCAGCAUGUGAAGAAUCCCAACCUCCGUGGAAAGGCAGCGACCCUUUUGAAAGGUCUGACCGCGAACUCAAACUAUCGCCACCUGGUGGAAAACUCGCCAGUCUUGGCGAAUGACAUUGUCCCAGGGUGCAUUCGAGUCUUCACCGCUGUGGAAAAGACCAAGCAGUCGUUUUAUGACAUCCGGAUGCAGCUGAAGUACCAACUGCGAAUUCCGAUCAUGGAGCUCUUUGAACGGGUGCUGCCACUGGAGGCGCACAAGAAAGCUCUCAAGAGCUUUGCCACAGAGAACCCGGACGAGUUCCUGAAGUUCCUCAACAACUUGAUGAACGAUGCUACUAUGCAGCUGGAAGAGGGGAUGGACACUCUCAUUGAGAUUCGUCGGCUAAUGAGAGAAGGAAAGGAGGCUGAGCUUACUCGCCCAGCGGCUUCUAGCGUGGCUGAAGAUGAGCAGACUGGAGAAGGUACAGAUCUAUAUGCCCGCAGCCGCGCAGAUCCCAAGGCCCACUGCAAACAAUACAUGCAAAUGGGCCACAGAACCAUCAGCACACUGUGGAGCAUUAGUCGGGAGGCCCCAAUGGUGAUCAUCACCAAGCUGAAUGUUCUGCAACAGAUGCUCCACAACUGCCUCAACAGCUGCUUGGACCGACUCGUGGGUCCUCGUUGCUUGGAGCUCAAGGCACCACAGAAGGGCCAGGUUAGUGAUUUCGAAGAAUACAGCUUCAAGCCCAAGGAGCUUCUGCAAAUGAUUGCUGAGAUGUACGUCUUUGUUGCCCGAGCUGACAAAGAGAAGGUGCAGAAGACAAUAACUGAAGAUGGCCGAAGCUACCGUCCUAAAACAUUUCAGAAGGCAGUGUCGAUAUUGAGGCGUGAGCAGAUGAUUUCCGCGGACAUGCUGCAGGAGUUCUCUACCUUUGUCCAGGAGCUCAACGACUUGGCAGAGAGUCAAGAAGCCGCGUUGGCCAAUGUCACAGUGCCCGAUGAUUUCCUGGACCCCAUCAUGUCUGAGAUCAUGGUGGAUCCAGUCUUGUUACCAACCUCAAACACCAUCAUGGACCGAAAGGUGAUCGAACGGCACAUCAUGUCCAAUGAUGACGAUCCUUUCAAUCGUAAGCCGCUGGCUGUCAAGGUUCGGGAAUGGCACGCCAAGAUCUCCCUUAUUUCGCUUGAUAGGUGCAGAUUUCAAUCAUUCUGACUCAUCCGAGUUGCUGCAGGCGCGGAAUGAAUGCUUACAGACCAACAUGUCUGACAGGAUCUUUUGCCUCAGACAGAGCUUCGCGACAAAAUUGUGGACUUUUGCAAGCAGCAUGGCAUCGUCAUGGGCAAUGAAAGUGAUUGAUGAGAUGCCCCUGCUGAGCUUUCGUCAGCAUCAUCUACCUCGGGCUGUACCGUGAAAAUCCCUGCGAAAGGCUUCGGCGACGCGCUGAGGGGCUCGAGCACAAAAUGAGCAGAAUGGGGGAUUAGAGAACAGAUCUGAUGGAGUGUGGCCAAGCUACGAAUGUUGGAAAAAUCCGAAUG